Molecule: messenger RNA, 3821 nt
Organism: Amoebophrya sp. A25
Lineage: Eukaryota; Dinophyceae; Syndiniales; Amoebophryaceae
Source: the annotation of a GenBank genome assembly
AGCGAACAAGAGAGAUGAAAGAAGCGAGAGAGAUACUAGUAGACUUGGACUCCAGAUCAAUGUUUCAUUUUCCGAAGUAACAACUCUAAGUGUACAUCCUGAAAAAUCUUCCAAGUGAAGAGCCAAGAAAGAAACAUGUUGCCCACGUUGCUACAAUGCCCUGACUCGUACGGGGGUCCGCUUUACAAAGGAGAAGAGGCGAUUUCUGCUGGUGGUGCCAAGAACAUCAAGCCGCGAUCACCGUUUGAUUCGUCACCGCCGCGUCCUCGCAAACCCGAAAAAAGCCCUACAGAUUCGAAGGCAGCCUUCGUUCCACGUCGUCGCGUUUUGCGGCAGCCGCCAGCUGUGGCGUCGACGAAUUUGGUCGACGAGCCUCAUGAUGACCUCAUGAUGAGGACAGCGAAUGCAACGUUGCAGCGGACUGCAACAGUCGCCAGAAUGGCUGCUCCAGAAGCCCCGGAAAGAGCGGCAUUUCCAUCUUCACGAGCAGGGGAUGAAGAAGACGAGCCUCUAUUGUCAUCACCACCACUAGCGCGGGAAGACUGUGGCUCGCCUCUUCUAAAAAUCCGAGAAAAUCAUGUUGAACAAGUUGGAAAUACUAGUACAUCCACUUCUAGACUACAUACGGCUAGUACGACAAGGGCAAUAUUAUCAGCACCCCUGGCUACGCAAGCAUCAGCUACUAGUAGUAGUAUUAAUGAUGAGUGCAGCAGGAAAAAGACUAGUAAGUCUUGCCUAGCAGUGCCAGGAAGGUCCUCCGCAGCCCCUGCUUCCUCCUCCGCCAAAAACAGAGAAGCUGAAAAUAAGAAGAAUUCGCCUCCCCUUCCCAGGUCAACUACGUCUUCAUCUUGUACCAACAACCUGAAUGCUAGAAACGCAACAAAUGGCUCCCCCAACGACCACAUGAACCCAACCAGUGGCUCCUUAGACUUAGAACUGUCGCCCAUCCCUCUCAUCCCUGCUGCCUCGUUGCAACAAUCGGCUGAUGACUUCUUCGAGAUGGCGGGCUUCUGUCGGAAUAGUCUGAGCGAAGAACAGUUGCUUCAACAUAGCAGCAGAGCACUCCAACAGUCAUCAGAUUGCCCGUCAAGGAAACAGCUUUUCCAAGAAGUCUCGCCAGAAGUACAGGAUGAUGCUGGGAACAAGAAGGCGCAAGAAAGUGAGGAUGUCUUCUUGAAGGAACAAGGCCUGAGAAUAGAUCUUCUUACGAGUCGUGACGCUGCUCCUAUCACCUACACAGCAAGCAAAACUACCACUGCAAGCAAAACUCCAAGCGUAACUGCGGCGAAAAAGUCAAGCGUUGGAACUGUUGCUGUGGAUGAAAAGGCGAGUAGCUCUUCCUCUGCUGCCGUAACAUCACCGGCCGUUGCUGCGACAGCGCCGACUACGAUUGAGUUGAGGAGUAGCCACAGUGAAUGCCCGGCAGAAAAAUCAUGUGCAACGAAGGCAGCGAAACUGCACCAGAAAAAACUGCCACCACCAAAAAGCAAAGAGCUCGAACUCUCCUCAGCGCGUGGCUCAGUGUUAGCACUGCUAGAACGGUUACGCGGAACUAAUGAGGCAGAGACAACCCGAUCACGCGACGCUGUCUUGUCGCAGCUUAGACGUGGUAGUAGUUAUAAGACGCAUAUUGCGACGGUAUCGGCAAAAAUUCAGAAACUGAAGGAAGAAAAUUAUGAAUAGAACACUAAAAGUCAGUCUCAUUAUGUUUCAAGCAUCUUUGAUAAUCGGUUACUUUUCCUUCAAACUUCUAAUGUCCGCGGACAUGGGAACACAAGCUGCGGCAAUAUCAUGCUGAAAUACAACAGCUAGUUUUCCACGCUUCCAAUCAGUUCGCUCAGCGUGCAACCGAAAUAGAGCUGCUUGAGGUACGAUAUUGAAACAGUGCCAUAGUAGGGUGUAUAGUAGUCGUAAAUUUGAAUUACUUAUAGAUAGACUACAAGAAAACUUUUUCUGUUGUUCUAGAGGAGGCAACUCUUUUUUUGUCUAUAAGGUCUACCUGAAUGAUUACAAAACCUUACGCCAUUGGAGUUGGACCAGCUGCAGAGGGGAGGCUGCAAUAGUCAACAGGGGAACAAGGGGAACAACUAACUUAUAGCUUUUCCUUUUCCUCUUCCAGCUACUUUCGACCUACCUCACCGAGCCGCCAGCGAACCGCAUCAGCGAGCUGUCCAAAGCGGCUAAAAGUGUGUGCGAACGAGGCCGCGUCUCAUUGACAGAGCAAAGGCUUCUACAGAAGCUGCAGACAGAACAGACCUCUGGUUUUCAGAGAUGGUCUUCAUCGUCUUCGAAGAGAACUGCAGCAUCUUCUGGAAGUAGUCAGAGUCCUUAUCUUGUUGAGAAGAGAUCUACUAGGAGUAGAGGAAAUGCAGGAGCUUCCUCCACUUUAACUACGAGGAGUCAACAUGUUGAAACAAGACGCGCUUCAUCUUCUUGUGGCUGUACUAGUGCGGAGCGAGAUGAACUACAGGGAACGAUGGGGAGUAAUCAUAGUUGCGCAACUAGUACGAGCACGAACUCUAGCAAGAAUUAUAGUGCCAAUACCUCUCCAGAGCCAGCACCGGGAAGGGGUCUCCUGCGGGAGUUAUGCACUGUUGCAGCUGAGGAGGGGACAUCAGACUUGUCUUUGCCGACGACGCCGGGUGUUGCUGGUAUUGAUUUUAGACAUUUGGAUUUGAGUUGGUACAACUGCUUAGACAUUUGUUUCAGCUGCUUGGGUGCUUGGGGCGGUCCCUCUACGGUCUGAUAGAAAGUUCUGCUACUCAUCCAUGGCUCUCAAGGCUCUACUUCACAGGUGACACAGACGAAGUUAGCCCAGGAAACGAGGAAUUUCCUCCAAGUCCCUCUCCGGCUGGUAAGCGGUGGAGCAGCUACAGCUACAAUGCGCCAUGUAUUCCCUCGACAAAAGAAGCACAACGCAGCUUGAUGUAUUCCCUCGACACAACCACGGGCAUUGGCGGAAGACAAAAUACGGUCGUGCCACAGUUACCGAUAUGACGAAACGAUCCAGAAAGUUAGAAGAUAUUGCAGUACUGAGAAUCGCACUUCAGCAUUGCCACCUCUUUCAAGGCCAAGGAGUAUAGCGUGGCCGUUCUAGAAUCAAUUUACAGAGAUCAUUUCCGCAGGAUUCAACUUCUGAAGUUAAGUACAUACCUAUUACCUAUUCGCUGAACAGUCCAGUAUCUAUAGCGUUAGUUUCCCAUCUUAAAAGAGAGCAGCUCCUUUGUACAGCAGCGGAGUCCAAAACCCUUAAGCAAGAGCGUGGAAGUAAUAAAUGUGUUUCUUUUACUUUCCAGCCAUUUUGGGGGAAGAAGCGCUUACCAAAACAUGAUGAAGAUUGUGAGUUCUCUUUGAGCAUAGUCACGUCACCACUGCCACAGCCUUGCAUGAUUGCCAGGCCAUUUCCCUCUUGCUGCAAGGUCGUCCAGCAUUAGGCCAGCGAGGGUGCACAGAAAGUUGUAGGUAGCUGCGUACUUUUUCAAUGUAGUUUAAUUUCUUUCUUUUAGUUACAUGCCAAAAACUCUUACUAUUUCAGUCUUGUUGACGAGUACUUCUGUAAUUAAAUCAAAAUCUAGAAGUUAAGUACUAAGUAUCCACUAUGCUUCGACGUGUUGAAUUCAGAGCCAAACUGAGUACUUCUUCGCUUUCACAAACUAAAACUAACUCGAUGACUUUAUGCACGACGUUGCUUCAUUCUUAGUCGGCGAUGACAGCUGAUGGAUGUUGUGCAACAUAAGCACUAAACUAACAAGAUUUCAUGUAGUUUCUCAUGGUGGAUUUUGCAUUUUUAUAUACUUACUAGAAUCUUUUGAAGAAGAAGC